GCCGCUGCCCCCGGUGCUCCGAUCCCCACCGCCGCCGCCUCGCGCCCCACCGCUGCCGCCGCCCCACCGCCACCAUGGAGGCCAUCAAGAAGAAGAUGCAGAUGCUCAAACUGGACAAGGAGAAUGCCAUCGACCGUGCCGAGCAGGCAGAGGCUGACAAGAAGCAGGCAGAGGAUCGCUGCAAGCAGCUGGAGGAGGAACAGCAGGGCCUGCAGAAGAAGCUGAAGGGCACAGAAGAUGAGGUGGAGAAAUACUCUGAAUCUGUCAAGGAGGCCCAGGAGAAGCUGGAGCAGGCGGAGAAGAAAGCCACGGACGCUGAGGCUGAGGUGGCUUCUCUGAACCGCCGCAUCCAGCUGGUGGAGGAGGAGCUGGACCGGGCCCAGGAGCGCCUGGCCACCGCCCUGCAGAAGCUGGAAGAGGCUGAGAAGGCGGCAGAUGAGAGCGAGAGAGGCAUGAAGGUCAUUGAAAACAGGGCCAUGAAGGAUGAGGAGAAAAUGGAACUCCAGGAAAUGCAGCUGAAGGAGGCCAAGCACAUAGCGGAAGAGGCCGACCGCAAAUAUGAGGAGGUGGCCCGCAAGCUGGUGGUCCUUGAGGGAGAGCUGGAGCGCUCGGAGGAGCGGGCAGAGGUGGCGGAGAGUAAAUGUGGUGACCUAGAGGAGGAGCUGAAAAUUGUCACCAACAACUUGAAGUCUCUGGAGGCCCAGGCUGACAAGUAUUCCACCAAGGAGGACAAGUAUGAGGAGGAAAUCAAGCUUCUAGGGGAGAAACUGAAGGAGGCUGAGACCAGGGCAGAAUUUGCUGAGCGGUCUGUGGCAAAGCUGGAGAAAACCAUUGAUGACUUAGAAGACGAAGUAUAUGCACAGAAGAUGAAGUACAAAGCCAUCAGCGAGGAGCUGGACAAUGCGCUUAAUGACAUCACCUCCCUCUGAACCCCACACUGGGCACCAGCACUGCACCCCUGCCUGCCUUCCUCCCCCCCCAGCUCUGCCAUUUUGCCUGCCCGGCACCCUCUCCACUCCUACUGCCCACUCUGUCCCUACUCUGUCCCCUCUCUGUCCUUCCUGGCCCAUGGCCACUGGUCAACAGGAGUUGGCCUGGGGUAUUCAUAGCCGGUGCCACCCCUGCCCAUGGCAGGGUCUCUUCCAACCCUCUUCUUUAAGUUCUCUUCCAACCCCAGCCAUGCUGUGAUUCUAUUAAUUCUGUGUUCCCACAAGAUGAGGUGUAGGCGCUAUGGGGUGUUAAAGGGGAAGGGGUGCAUCCCCGGGACCCCACACCCCACGGGGAUGUGGGAGGAUGGAGCUAUGCCCAGGGGCCUUGUGUCCCGCAUUUCCCCCCAGCAGCACAAGCACUAGGGACUUGCCCCUCCAGCACAGCCAUCCCGGUGCUGCAUGCCAGGGGGGAUAUGGGAUGGAGGGGGGUGGUCCUGGUCCCAGGCAGACACCCCCACCACCCGCGCUCCCCUCCCUGCCUUGCCUCUGUCCUUUGCACAUUGCUUUUCAGUUUGCAUUUUGCAUUUCAUGACUUUUUCUUUUCUGUUCUGUCCCUCUGGGUUACUGAGUUGGUCUCAAUAAAGCGUUUUCUCUC
Lagopus leucura (white-tailed ptarmigan) is the source of this 1584-nucleotide messenger RNA. RefSeq names its product tropomyosin 2 (gene TPM2). The transcript has 9 exons. Gene Ontology annotation, biological process: muscle contraction; actin filament organization. Gene Ontology annotation, cellular component: actin filament. Bases 75 to 929 code for a protein of 284 amino acids. The record is from RefSeq and is a predicted model, not a curated record. Gene Ontology annotation, molecular function: actin filament binding. Lineage: Eukaryota; Metazoa; Chordata; Aves; Galliformes; Phasianidae.